Messenger RNA from Amborella trichopoda, 1869 nucleotides. Its product is annotated as AP-1 complex subunit mu-2. NCBI's taxonomy places the organism in Eukaryota, Viridiplantae, Streptophyta, Magnoliopsida, Amborellales, Amborellaceae. Gene Ontology annotation, biological process: intracellular protein transport; vesicle-mediated transport. Gene Ontology annotation, cellular component: clathrin adaptor complex. The record is from RefSeq and is a predicted model, not a curated record.
AUAUAAUGUACUGUAAGGUAUUUUUUCCCUAGAAUUAAAACCAGAUCCUCCUUGCACAAGAACUUUUCUUCUUCCUUCCAAUCUUUAACAGGAAAAGCUCUAAUUUUCCAUGCUAUAGUUUUGACCAAAACCUUAGUUCAAGACCAGCUUAAUUGUGCCAGCAUUUCAUGGAAAGAUUCAAUUUUUGUGCCCUAAUUCAUCGCAGAACCAGAGGUCCAGGCCAUUAAAUGAUGCCAAGAGAAAACCUAAUUAUUAAAAUCCUAAUUUUACCUCUUGAUCUUAAGAUCUGACGUAGAGAGUAUCAGAUCGAUGGCUGGUGCUGCCUCGGCCCUUUUCCUUCUUGAUAUCAAGGGCAGGGUGCUUGUGUGGAGAGAUUAUAGAGGAGAUGUCUCAGCUUUGCAAGCUGAGAAAUUCUUUACGAAGCUUAUAGAAAAGGAGGGGGAUCCUGAGUCUCAUGAUCCUGUGGUGUAUGAUAAUGGCGUGACGUACAUGUUCAUUCAGCACAACAAUGUUUACUUGAUGACAGCUUCUAGGCAGAACUGCAAUGCUGCUAGUCUUCUGCUGUUUCUGCACCGAGUUGUUGAUGUUUUUAAGCACUAUUUUGAAGAGUUGGAAGAGGAGUCUCUAAGAGAUAAUUUUGUUGUUGUGUACGAAUUACUUGAUGAGAUGAUGGACUUUGGUUACCCACAAUACACUGAAGCUAAAAUACUGAGUGAAUUCAUUAAGACAGAUGCUUACAGGAUGGAAGUCACACAACGGCCUCCCAUGGCAGUGACAAAUGCAGUUUCAUGGAGAAGUGAAGGAAUACGGUACAAGAAAAAUGAGGUAUUUUUGGAUGUAGUGGAAAGUGUCAAUAUCCUUGUCAACAGCAAUGGACAGAUUAUUCGAUCUGAUGUAGUUGGGGCUUUAAAGAUGAGGACUUAUUUAAGUGGUAUGCCGGAAUGCAAGCUUGGUCUGAAUGACAGAGUACUUUUGGAGGCCCAAGGUCGAUCAACAAAGGGCAAAGCCAUUGAUCUAGAUGAUAUCAAAUUUCAUCAGUGUGUGCGCCUAGCUCGUUUUGAAAAUGACAGGACGAUAUCUUUUAUACCACCUGAUGGGUCUUUUGAUUUGAUGACAUACAGACUGAAUACUCAGGUGAAGCCUCUUAUAUGGGUGGAAGCUCAAGUUGAAAGGCAUUCAAGAAGCCGUAUAGAGAUAAUGGUGAAGGCACGGAGUCAGUUCAAGGAGCGAAGCACUGCUACAAAUGUUGAAAUAGAGUUGCCUGUACCUUCUGAUGCUACUAAUCCUAAUGUGAGAACGUCCAUGGGCUCUGCUACAUACGCACCUGAAAAGGAGGCAUUGCUUUGGAAAAUAAAAUCCUUUCCAGGUGGCAAGGAGUAUAUGUUGAGGGCACAAUUUAGUCUUCCAAGUAUCACAGCUGAAGAAGCAACUCCAGAGAAAAAAGCUCCGAUACGUGUGAAGUUCGAGAUUCCUUAUUUCACUGUAUCUGGGAUACAGGUUCGGUACUUGAAGAUUAUUGAGAAGAGUGGUUACCAGGCCUUACCUUGGGUGAGAUACAUAACAAUGGCUGGCGAAUAUGAACUCAGGCUCAUAUAGGCCAAUUUAUUAGUGUGAAAAGUAGUCCUCAAGCUUUAAAGAGAUUCUCUCUCUUUGCCCAUGAGUGAGAAGUCAUCCUGAGUUUUAGGUGUGUUCAGUCACUUAUCUUUAUAGCUCUCUCUAAUGUCCAAUUUUUGUGAUGUGGUUUGGCUUUUAUAGUAUUGGUUUUGUAAGAACGAAUGGUUGAUCAAUGUUUCCUAGAAAGUUUUGUCAAUUAAAAUUCAUUAAUGGGGAUCACUCUUAAAUGGGUGCACUCUACCAGACUACCACUCA